AUGCGGCGUUCUGUCUCUGUGGAGUUACCUGACCUCCCUGCUGGCAAAAUGUUGUCUACCUCAAGGUCACUGGUGGGCGAGACUCUAAUGCUCAGUCUGUUGACCCACAGUAAGGUUUGGGGCCACAUGGACAAGGUCACCAAGCUCCGCCAGAAGAAGGAUCAGAAGAAGGAUUCUGCCAGUCGCCAGAAGGGACGUCGCCAGAAGGAGCGUCGCCGGAUGUGGGAGAAGCGCGCUACCAACCGCGACGUCACCAAGCAACAGACCAAGAAGAAUGCGGACAAGAGAAAGCGACGUCGCGCAGAGUGGGAGACUGAGCAGAACCGUCUUGAUGAGGAGUUCAACGCCAAGGUUAAAGCUGAGCGCGAGCAGAUGAAGAAGGAAAGGCUUGCUAAUGCUGAGGCUGAGAAGGCUGCUGAAGCUGAGAAGAGGGCUCAAGAGGCUGAUGAUGAGGCUUUGAGCAAGAAGGCUGAGGAGAUUAAGAUUUCAGAGGACAAGGACGAGCGUGUUGUCGUUGAUGAGCACCACAAGGAUCAUGACGACGCGGUCAUUUCUGUCUCAAUUGGAUCGCCUCACUUGACUCCCAAGUCAAUGGACUCAACAGCCGAGGCUGCUGAAGAGAAGCAAGAGGUUCCGCCUGUCAGUGGAGGACCUCCCGCUCCCAUCGAGGAAGAAGAGCCUCUCCCCACCCGCCCUCGACCUGCCUACGACUCUACAGGCGAGUCAUCAGACUCUCCUAUUGAAAAUUGGGAAGAGCUUUACAGCAGCGAUGAUAAUAGUCGCGACCCCGGACGUGCUACAUCCAAAAGGUCUCGAGUCCAAAACGACAUUGAUUCUGACGAGGAGAAGAUGCCCGAGCCCUGGAACGCCAUCUGCAUCGUCGGCGUACGCGUGUACUCCAAGGACGAGAACCUCGAGCUGCGCACCGUCAUGGAAGGCGGAGAGCUUGUAGAGGGCGGCAUGGGCUCCAAGGGCGCCGCAGAUCUCGACAACGCUCAGUCCAACGCGGGCGGUGGACGAUCUAACGAUAAAACUGCUUCCGAGAUAAAGCAGGGUGGCACCAAGGGGCAAGGGAUAUCUCUGGACAUCAGCAAGAACAGCAAAGACAAUGAAGAUGAUACUGUCUGA
Messenger RNA from Fusarium odoratissimum NRRL 54006, 1128 nucleotides. RefSeq lists its product as uncharacterized. The transcript has 2 exons. Bases 1 to 1128 code for a protein of 375 amino acids. Lineage: Eukaryota; Fungi; Ascomycota; Sordariomycetes; Hypocreales; Nectriaceae. The record is from RefSeq and is a predicted model, not a curated record.